Molecule: messenger RNA, 5935 nt
Organism: Rattus norvegicus (Norway rat)
Lineage: Eukaryota; Metazoa; Chordata; Mammalia; Rodentia; Muridae
Source: RefSeq, a predicted model, not a curated record
GAAUUUAGUUUGGGAUGAAAGACCCCAGCUUAGCAGCAGUAACGCCAUUUUACAAGGCUGUACUUAAGAUGACUGGUUCAGAGAAAGGUUAGAACACUGAGUACACAGCGGCUGCCAAGCAAGAUGUGUUUGGUUGAAGGCCUGGCAACAGGACGACUGCAGUUGAGCACCUGACAAUGAAAAAAAGCCCCGGGAGAGGUCCCACACCCUGGUGGGGGGCCGAGUCAGUCGUUAUGUUCCAAGAAGGUAGCUAAGAAACUUGCCCCCGGGCUGAACCCUUGGGGGGGCCAAGUCAGUCGUUAUGUUUCAGGAAGGUAGCUAGGAAACUUGCCCCCGGGCUAAACCCUUGCCAUAUUAGAAUCCACCAAUUAUAUCCCUGUAACCAUGCAUCUGCUUCUGUAUGCUUGCUUCUGCUCCCCAAAAUCCUAUAAAAGCCCAUCCUUGGUUCCGUGGGGCGCGCCAGUCCCCCGAGUGACUGAAGCGCCCGCAGGUGCCUGUGCCUGUGUAUCCCGACAAUAAACCAAAUCCUCUUGCUGAUUGCAUCCUGUGGUGUCUCGGUCUGGUCUUUGGAGUUGGAGGGUCUCCAUCCCGAGGGAAAGUUCUCCCUGAGAGCUUUUCAUUUGGUGCAUUGGCCGGGAAAGGAGAUCCUCCACCCAGGGACCACCGACCACCCACUGGGAGGUAAGCCGGCCGGCGUCUGUCUGUCUGUCUGAUUUUGUCUCGUUCUGCCUUAUUCUGUCUGUUCUGUGAGCGCUCAGCCAGGUCUGUUCUGUGAGCGCUCAGCCAGGUCUGUUCUGUGAGCGCUCAGCCAGGUUGUUUGGAAUUUGGGCGGGACGAAGAAGGAGCUGACGAGCUCGGACUUCUCGCCCCGCAGCCCUGGAAGACGUUCCAAGGGUGCUAGGGGCCCGACUUUUCGGGCCCCAAUCUGGGAGAGGAGAAAGAUCCGGACUAACGGCACCUCUGUCUGUAUUUUUGGCUUUCAGAGGGCCCCGGACUUUUGCCACCUCUAUCUGACUUUUUGCUUUCAGUUUGGUACCAAAGCCGUGCAGCACGCCUGUCUGUUGUUUGUUUGACUGUUGGUGUUGUUUGUUUUCUCUGUGUUCUAAUCUUCCUUAGAACUAACAUGGGACAGUCCCUAACAACGCCCCUAAGUCUCACUCUUGAUCAUUGGAAAGACGUCCACGACCGGGCACACAACCAGUCCGUCGAGGUUAAAAAAGGAAAAUGGCAGACUCUCUGCACAUCCGAGUGGCCCACCUUCGGAGCCGGAUGGCCAGUGAAUGGCACAUUUAAUAAGAUCAUUAUUUUACAGGUUAAAGAUCGGGUCGUCCACGGACAUCCUGACCAGGUUCCUUAUAUUAUCACUUGGGAGAGUCUUGCCUUAUACCCCCCCCCUUGGGCGGAACCCUUCGUGGACCCGAAUUGGCCUCCCCUCAACCCCCAGCUUGUCCCCUCGGCCCCGCCCGGUUUGCUGGCCCCGUCUUCCUCUCUCUACCCCACUCUAAUUAAAUCAGAGCCUUCUAAGAAACCUGUCCUCCCGGCAGACUCAAACUCCCCUCUCAUAGAUCUUCUCUCUGAAGAUCCUCCUCCCCCAUAUCGUUUACCUACAGGCCCGGCUGAAACGGAGGAGGCAGAGCUGCCGGCCAGAUCAGUUGCCGGGCCACAGUCUGAUAAGGGUUUCUCCCCUGUCGCAGGGAGAUUGCGCAAUAAGCGCGAGGUGAUGCCAGAUACAACCUCCCAGGCUUUUCCACUUAGACAGGGAACCGGUGGCCAGACCCAAUACUGGCCGUUUUCAGCAGCUGACAUUUACAAUUGGAAACAACACAACCCUUCUUUCUCCAAAGAUCCGGUGGCACUCACCGACCUAAUAGAAUCUGUUUUACUUACCCACCAGCCUACUUGGGAUGACUGCCAACAGCUCUUACAGGCUCUCUUAACCUCAGAAGAAAAACAAAGAGUGUUCCUAGAGGCCAGAAAGCAUGUUCUGGGAGAUGAUGGGCGUCCCACCCAGCUGCCUGAGGAAAUUGAUGCUGCAUUCCCACUUAAGAGACCAAACUGGGAUUUUAAUACAGCCGAAGGUAAGGGACACCUACGCCUUUAUCGCCAGUUGCUUCUAGCGGGUCUCCGAGGGGCUAUACGACGCCCUACUAAUUUGGCUCAGGUAAAACAGGUAUUACAGGAAGCAGGGGAAACUCCCUCCGCCUUUCUAGAGAGACUUAAGGAGGCCUACCGUAUGUACACUCCCUAUGACCCAGAUGACCCAGGACAAAUGACGAGUGUCUCUAUGUCCUUCAUCUGGCAGGCUGCUCCAGAUAUCAGGACUAAGUUACAGAGGUUAGAAAAUUUACAGGGCUAUACAUUACAGGAUUUACUUAAAGAAGCUGAAAAGAUUUUUAAUAAGAGAGAGAUAAAAAAAAAAAAACAAAGAAUUGAGUCGAAUCUUGGCCGCCGUAGUUCAGGGCCAAGAAAAGAAGAGAGAUAGGGGGGAGCUCGAAAGGGGCUGAAGCUGGAUAAAGAUCAAUGUGCCUAUUACAAAGAGAAAGGGCACUGGGCCAGAGAGUGCCCCAAGAAGCCUGGCGGACCCCGAAAGCCUCGACCACGAACCUCCCUCUUGGCUCUAGAUAAAGAUUAGGGAGGUCAGGGCCAGGAGCCCCCCCUGAGCCCAGGGUAACGCUUAAAGUUGGGGGGCAGCUGGUUACUUUCCUGGUAGACACAGGAGCCCAGCAUUCAGUCCUCACCCAAGCUUCAGGACAACUCAGCGACCGGAUGGCCUGGGUACAAAGAGCUACUGGUGAGAAACAAUACCGAUGGACUACGGACCGCCGGGUUCAGCUGGCUACCGGUAAGGUGACCCAUUCCUUCUUACAUGUUCUGGACUGCCCGUACCCUCUGCUGGGCCGUGACCUGCUCACCAAACUAAAAGCACAAAUUCAUUUUGAAGAAAGAGGGGCCCAAAUAACUGGCCCCCACGGAACUCCCCUUCAAGUUCUAACCCUAUGAACCGGGACAGGACACUGGCUUGGGCAGAGACUGGUGGGAUGGGGUUGGCGCUCCAACAGCCCCCCUUAAUUACAACUCCAGUCUCCAUAAAACAAUACCCCCUGUCACAUGAAGCUUAUCAAGGUAUAAGGCCUCACAUUAUGAGGCUUCUGGAUCAAGGCAUCCUAGUCCCCUGCCGGUCGCCUUGGAAUACGCCUCUUCUGCCUGUUAAGAAACCCGGCACUGGAGAUUAUAGGCCAGUACAAGACUUGAGAAAGGUCAACAAGAGGAUAGAAGAUAUUCAUCCGACUGUUCCAAACCCUUACAAUUUGCUCAGUAACUGUUCAUCGAUGAGAAACAGGGGUAUGCUAAAGGGGUCCUAACACAAAGGUUGGGACUCUGAAAACGCCCUGUGGCCUACCUGUCUAAGAAAUUGGACCCUGUGGCCUCCGGCUGGCCACCGUGCCUAAAGAUGGUGGCUGCUAUUGCUGUCCUGAUCAAGGACGCUGGAAAAUUGACUUUGGGACAGCCACUCACCAUCCUAGCUCCCCACGCAGUGGAGGCCUUGGUAAAGCAGCCCCCAGACCGCUGGCUCUCUAAUUCUCACACCAAGCCUUGUUGCAGAACGGGUUCAGUUUGGGCCCGUAGUCGCCCUCAAUCCUGCCACCUUGCUUCCUCUACCAGAGGAGACAAAACACGGAUGACAACAGCUUCUUGGCAGAGGGAGAGCGAAAGGCUGGAGCUGCGGUCACUACGGAGGACAAAGUGAUUUGGGCGAAAGCCCUGCCUGCUGGUACCUCUGCACAACGGGCUGAACUCAUCGCCUUGACUCAGGCGCUCAAGAUGGCAAAAGGUAAGAGGCUAAAUAUAUAUACAGACAGCCGUUAUGCCUUUGCCACGGCACACAUCCACAGGGAGAUCUACCGGAGGCGGGGGCUGCUCACAUCUGAGGGUAAAAAUAAGGCUGAAAUUCUGGCCCUCUUAGAAGCCCUAUUCUUGCCCAAAAGACUGAGUAUUAUACAUUGUCCAGGACACCAAAAAGGGCACAACCCAGAGGCACGAAGAAACCGGCUGGCCGAUGCCACGGCGCGAGAAGCGGCCAUGAGCAAACAAAUCUUGACCUUAAAUAGCCCAGACCAACCCACGCCCCCACCAGUGGGACAAACUAGUUGGGUUUAUGCCCAUGAGGACAUAGAGCUCCUAAAAAAAUGGGGGCCAUCUACCACCCUCAACUAAAACAGUGGGUCUACAAAGGACUUUUGAAUUGAUCUCCUUUUUACAUAAGAAGAUAAAAACCUUACUAGAUUGGGAAGAGAUAAAUCUGUGUUUUUUUUUAAUUGGGACAAAGCGAUACAAAAGGUGACUGAGAGUUACAAAGCGUGCGCUCAGGUUAACCUGGGAAGGACCAUGAUUGGACAAGGAGUUCGUCCUAGGGGACACCGUCCCGACAUCCAUUGAGAAAUUGAUUUUACUGAAAUUAAACCAGGUAUAUAUGGAUACAAGUAUCUCCUAGUGUUUAUAGACACCUUCUCAGGAUGGGUCGAAGCCUUCCCCACAAAGCACGAGACUACAAAAAUGGUCACCAAGAAGCUCCUCGAGGAAAUCUUUCCCAGGUAUGACAUGCCUCAAGCGUUGGGGUCGGACAACGGGCCCGCUUUCAUCUCCCAAGUAAGUCAGUUGGUGGCCAAAUUGCUGGGGAUUGAUUGGAAAUUACAUUGUGCCUAUAGACCCCAGAGUUCAGGUCAGGUAGAACACAUGAAUAAAACAAUUAAGGAGACUUUAUCCAAACUUACGCUUGCAACUGGCUCAAAGGAUUGGGUGGCCCUCCUUCCCCUAGUUCUAUAUCGGGCCCGGAAUACCCCGGGCCCCCAUGGUCUAACUCCUUUUGAAAUAAUAUAUGGAACACCACCCCCAUUUGUCCAUUUCUUUGAUUCAAACAUUGCUGAUUUUGCUGACAGCCCUUCUCUGAGGGCCCAUUUACAGGCCCUACAGAUUGUGCAGAGAGACGUCUGGAGACCUUUGGCCGCUGCUUACCAGGACAAGCUUGAACAUCUGGUGGUGCCACACCCGUUCCAGAUUGGAGACACCGUGUGGGUGCGCAGACACCAGACCAAGAAUCUCGAGCCACGGUAGAAAGGACCCUACACCAUCCUCCUGACUACCCCGACCGCCCUAAAGGUAGACGGAGUCGCGGCUUAGAUCCACGCACCACACGUCAAGGCAGUCCGGUCUGAGGAAUUGACUAAUCACAACACUACACCCCAGACAUGGAGAGUUCAGUGUACUCCAAACCCCUUAAAGUUAAAACUCCUACGUGGCUCCUCCUAGCCCUUUUGUGGCUUAGAGUCAGUGGGGGAAUAAGCCCCCACCAGACAGAAAUUUAUUGACCAAGUCGAGUUGUCAAAGUUAACAAAAAAAAAAUGGGGGAAUGAAAGACCCCAGCUUAGCAGCAGUAACGCCAUUUUACAAGGCUGUACUUAAGAUGACUGGUUCAGAGAAAGGUUAGAACACUGAGUACACAGCGGCUGCCAAGCAAGAUGUGUUUGGUUGAAGGCCUGGCAACAGGACGACUGCAGUUGAGCACCUGACAAUGAAAAAAAGCCCCGGGAGAGGUCCCACACCCUGGUGGGGGGCCGAGUCAGUCGUUAUGUUCCAAGAAGGUAGCUAAGAAACUUGCCCCCGGGCUGAACCCUUGGGGGGGCCGAGUCAGUCGUUAUGUUUCAGGAAGGUAGCUAGGAAACUUGCCCCCGGGCUAAACCCUUGCCAUAUUAGAAUCCACCAAUUAUAUCCCUGUAACCAUGCAUCUGCUUCUGUAUGCUUGCUUCUGCUCCCCAAAAUCCUAUAAAAGCCCAUCCUUGGUUCCGUGGGGCGCGCCAGUCCCCCGAGUGACUGAAGCGCCCGCAGGUGCCUGUGCCUGUGUAUCCCGACAAUAAACCAAAUCCUCUUGCUGAUUGCA